This is a messenger RNA of Grus americana (Whooping crane), 600 nucleotides long. RefSeq lists its product as uncharacterized. The record is from RefSeq and is a predicted model, not a curated record. Lineage: Eukaryota; Metazoa; Chordata; Aves; Gruiformes; Gruidae. The transcript has 3 exons. The annotation marks the transcript as partial.
AUGGGGGCGACACAGGACACUUCGACCACCACGGAUAUAACCACGACCGUUCCAACGUCCACCUCCACUCUCACCACCUUGACCUCCACGAGCACGGGGGCGACAGAGGACACUUCGACGACCACGGAGAGAACAAGCACCACCGUUCCAACGUCCACCUCCACUCUCACCACCUUGACCUCCACGAGCACGGGGGCGACAGAGGACACUUCGACGACCACGGAGACAACAAGCACCACCGUUCCAACGUCCACCUCCACUCUCACCACCUUGACCUCCACGAGCACGGGUGUAACAGAGGACACUUCGACCACCACGGAGACAACAAGCACCACCGUGCUCACACCCACCUCCACUCUCACCACCUUGACCUCCACGAGCACGGGGGCGACAGAGGACACUUUGACCACCACGGAGACAACCAGCACCACCACAACAAGCACCACCGUUCCAACGCCCACCUCCACUCUCACCACCUUGACCUCCACGAGCACGGGGGCGACAGAGGCCACUUCGACCACCACGGAGACAACCACCACAGAGACAACAAGCACCACCAUGCCCACGUCCACCUCCACUCUCACCACCUUGACCUCCACG